AUGCCACCUCUGUUCCAUCUGGAUGAUUUCGAUGGAUGUUUAACUCUGAAAAGCGAUUCACUGUAUUGUUACGCAACAGUUCAGCUCGCUCCAAAUGACGAAGAAAAUGUAUCGAAAACCUGGAAAAUUAUUGAAGAAGUGAUAACUGUGCCCAGGUUCUUCAGACACGAUUGGUUAAGACAUGGGAUUUGCGUGCAGGAAACAUGUCCGAACAUACCGAAAGCCAGUUACGGCUUAAGAAAUGGUACAUCAGAAUUGUGGAAAGGAAUUUCGGAUUGUUACUCGCAAAAGUAUGAGCAUUUGGGCUUGAGAGGCGAAGUAACUGAAAUAAAUUGCCAAAAUGAUCAACCUUUUUACGAAAUAGAUUCUCCGGAUAUAAUUUACAUGUACAUCAUGCUUACGUUACUUGGAUUGGUGAUUAUUGGAACUGUAUUUGAAGCACCCGCUAGGUAUAGAAGCCCAGAAGAAUAUCAACAGAUUACCAACAGCUCUAAAGUAAGAAAAUUGUUGACGGCUUUCUCGUUGACGAAGAACUUGGAGCGAUUAGGCAGCGAGAUUACAAGUGAGGAUGGACUAGCGUUAGCUCCCAUCCAAGGAAUUCGCGUUUUCAAUAUGUUCUUCGUUGUUAUGUGUCACACCUGCAUGAUACUGUUCAUGGGACCUAUAGACAAUCCACAAUAUGCGGAAAAUGUUAAGUAA
This is a messenger RNA of Nicrophorus vespilloides, 699 nucleotides long. RefSeq lists its product as uncharacterized. The transcript has 5 exons. The record is from RefSeq and is a predicted model, not a curated record. NCBI's taxonomy places the organism in Eukaryota, Metazoa, Arthropoda, Insecta, Coleoptera, Silphidae. Bases 1 to 699 code for a protein of 232 amino acids.